This is a messenger RNA of Notothenia coriiceps (black rockcod), 1051 nucleotides long. It is a transcript of the gene anxa14, whose product is annotated as annexin A14. The transcript has 13 exons. The coding region runs from base 83 to 1030 and encodes 315 amino acids. Gene Ontology annotation, cellular component: nucleus; plasma membrane; vesicle membrane. The record is from RefSeq and is a predicted model, not a curated record. Gene Ontology annotation, molecular function: calcium ion binding; calcium-dependent phospholipid binding; phosphatidylserine binding. Lineage: Eukaryota; Metazoa; Chordata; Actinopteri; Perciformes; Nototheniidae.
ACAAGAGGUUGUAAAACAAAAACUCCACUCCAUUCUUACCUUCCUAGCUGCCACUAUAUCCUGUUACAGUUAAAACAAAGCCAUGGACCCUGAGUAUUUCCAAUCUUAUGAGAUGUGCUGGGGCACCCUGGGAACGGUGCGACCCUUCGCCAAUUUCCACUCUGACCUGGAUGCCAUGGAGAUCCAGAAAGCGUUGGAAAUGAAAGAUGCAGGGACUCUGGUGAGAAUCUUGACCAAUCGGAACAACGCUCAGAGACAAGAGAUCGCCAAGGCCUUUGAGGAAAUGACACACAAGGACUUGGCAGCGGCUCUGAAGAAGGCUCUGUCUGGAGAGCUGGAGGUCCUCCUGUUGGGGCUGCUGAUGCCUCCUCUGCAGUAUGAGGCAUAUCGCCUGCAGCAGGCCAUGGUGGGUAUAGGAACAGAUGAGGAAACACUACUGGAGAUCCUGUGUACACAUUCUGGGAUGGAGCUCCAAGAAAUCAGUGCUGCAUACAAAGAAAUUUAUAAGAAGGACCUGGAUAAGGAACUGAAAGGAGAAACCAGUGGAGACUUUUACAAGCUUCUCAUGGCUUUGUUGAAUAAAGACGAGGUUCCUGGCGGGGUUCGAAGAGAUAUUGAGGCUCUCUCUGCCACACUGAAUGGGAAAAAAGCUGAGGCAGGACCGUGGAUUGACAUACUGACCUCUCGAGACUCGGACCAUCUGAACAAAGUGCUGAUGGGACUGGAGCUGGACAUUGGGCAGAUGGUGGAUCAGGCUCUGGAGAAAAAGUUUUCGGGAGACACUCGACUGGGUUUGAAAGUUUUAGUGGAAUGCAUUCAAAGCCCUGAGGGCUACCUCGCUAAGAGACUAACUGCCACCAAGACACCCAUAUUGCAGGGGAUAAUGGUGUCUCACUCUGAGGAGGAUCUGCUGUGUAUCAGAACAGCCUACCUCAAAUUAACAGGCACGUCCCUCUACACUGCUCUACAGAAACAGUUCAAAGGAGAUCAUCUACAGGCUCUGCUGGCCAUCUGUCGAUCUGAAGAUUAAACAUAAACUACAGCAUUUUUU